CCUCAAACUCUCUACAAAAGAAAAACACUUCCACAAGAAAAUAAAGAAAGCAACACUCAAGAUUAAUCUAAGUAAAAGAGAUAAGUCAUGGGAAGAGAUCACGAAGAAAACCCUCCAGUUCCACUACAUCUCUGCGUCUUUGUCUUCAUCCUCUUAAUGUUCGUAACUAUUUCAUGGUAUGCGAGCUACGAACCAGUUAUAGAAGGUUUUACGGACCAGCUCAAGCUUGCUCUCAUGGCUUCUCCUCUGCUUUUGCUCUUGGCCGUUCAUUUUCUAUCCAACGGUGAAGGAGGAAGGAUGGUGACGUCAUUGAUACCUUUGAACGAGAGAGAGUCUUUGUACAGAGCUGGAGGAACGCCGUGGGGAGUGGCCUUCAUGCUCGUUUUCCUUUUCCUCAUGGUUUCUUUUCAAUCUCAGUUUCAAGAACGUUGGUUUACUCUAAGAUAAAAAGGAAUCGUGUAUGUGUAUUUUCUCAUUGGGUCUAGAAUAAAAGAUUCAUGAUAAUGUAUGUUUAAUUUUUUAUCGUUCUUCUUAAUUACCAUACCAUUUUAUGUGCUUUUUAAUUAUACUGUCUCAUUGUAUAUAAGCUUUUUGGUAUCAGCACAAAUAAAUAUGGGCAGUGA
Molecule: messenger RNA, 623 nt
Organism: Eruca vesicaria subsp. sativa (arugula)
Lineage: Eukaryota; Viridiplantae; Streptophyta; Magnoliopsida; Brassicales; Brassicaceae
Source: the annotation of a GenBank genome assembly